Molecule: messenger RNA, 1281 nt
Organism: Didymodactylos carnosus
Lineage: Eukaryota; Metazoa; Rotifera; Eurotatoria; Philodinida; Philodinidae
Source: the annotation of a GenBank genome assembly
AUGUUUCUCUGUUUAGUACUGCCAAUACGUCAACAUCUAUCUAGUUUAUAUGAAUUCGUUAAAAAGAAAAUAAAACAAUUUAAUUUAUUUACAUCAAAACCUCCAUCAACCGAUGCACAUGAAAUAAAAAAUCAAGUUUAUGCAACACGUUUAUUUAUCAUUACAUUUACUGCUGCAUUAACUGUUUUAGUGAUUUAUACAUCACUCAUUGCUAUAACAGUAACAGUUACAGUCAAAUCACCCACAUUAGAACACUAUUCAGAAUUACAGGAAAAAUAUUCGCAAACUUUAUUGUGUCCAUGUACACAAAUGUCCAUUCCUUAUGGUAAACUAAUUCAACUGUCAGCAAGUUAUCAUCAGGUUUGUUCGAGUCAAUUUACGACGGACGAAUGGUUUCAAUAUAUCAGUUAUACACAAGUAAGUAUAAUUCAUGAUGAUUUUCGUCGGCGAGGUUGCUAUGGAUUUGAAAUGUUAUCAUCAUUUUGUCAAUUAACAUCACAAACAAUCAAUGAUGAAUUGUUAAGAUUUUAUUCAUUGAUCUAUACAUCAUCAACAAUAACGCCUAACCGCACAUUUCAGUUAGAAACCCAAGCAUUAAUUAAACAAUUUCAGUCAACGACAACGAAUUCUUUUCUACAAUUAUUACAAUUAAUACUCGAUAUAACACAAUCAAAUGGUUUAAUAUCUGGUUUAAAUACAAAUUACUAUGUGGUUUACUGGGGUACGUUUAAUACGUUUAAUACUCUAUAUUUUCUUCGAGGUUAUAAUGCAGAGGACUGUUAUUGUCAAGCAACAUAUAAAUGUCAGGAUUCAUCAUUUUUGGUGAGUGAUAGCGAUUAUCGGGAUGAAAUACCUGGAUUUAUCGAAGGAUGUUUUAUUGUUUAUUCACUAUUACAAUCAACAUUAGAAUGUUGGUAUCAGCAAACUUGUUUUCAACAAUUAAUAAAUGAUCUAAAUGUAACAACAGGAAGUAAUUUUACAAUACUUGAUUCAUCACAACCAAGUCUAUAUCAACCAACAACAACAAUACAAGAAAUUGUUAAUAAUUUGAUGGUUGAACAAUGGAAUUCCAAUGUAUCAUUUGAAUUAUAUUAUCAACGAUGUCAACCAAGUGUAUGUCACUAUACAUAUGUUAAGAAAUUUGAUUAUUUAUAUAUAAUAACAACAAUAUUGGGAUUAGUUGGUGGUCUGAGUACAAUUCUAUCAACAUUAAUACCAAAUUUAGUGAAUUUAAUAAGGAGAAAGAAGAUACGAGCAACAAAUAAAAACGGUAAGAAAUAA